AUGGCUGCUACAUCAGGAAAUAGCAAGAUCUAUAGUUCAAUGGCAGAACAAUUUAAUCAAUUUUUAUCACCAAGAGUAAUGACAGGUUUUAAUGUAAAGCUACAAUCGAUAUGUUUAUCACUUUCGGUCUUUUAUGGGCUUCCAAAAGCUAAUAAAGGUGAAUAUCCAGUACGUCCUAUAAUAUCUACAUUAGAUAGUUAUCAAUAUCAAUUGUCAAAGUACUUAGGAAAAGGUAUUCGAGAAGUGCGACCGCAAGCUAGCUCUUACAUAAAAGAUACUUCUAAUAUUGAAUUGAAUAAAGAAUUUGUCGAUGUUCAAAAUACUUCCAAAGGAUUAUAUGAAAUUGAUCUAUGUCGAUAUAAAAUUAUUGAAAUGAAAAAAUUAAAUGAUAAAAAAGAAUUCGAAAAAGCAAUUGAUUUAUUUUCUAAAUAUGAAGAAAAAUCAAAUGAGACAUUAUGUGACUUAUCUGUUAAUCAAGUAUUAAAAUCAUUUACUAACAGAAAAGAUUUUCAAGGUGGUUUAAAUAUACAUCAACGAUAUUUAUCUCGUAUCGAGAAAAACUCCUUUAUAUUAGCAUCACUUAUUCAUUUUUACAUGGAAUUUGGAAAUGUAAAUGUUGCUGAAGAAUUAUUUAAGAAAUCAAAAAAUAAAACAGUAGGCAUGUAUGGAGCAAUGAUGAAAGGUUAUAUUAAAAAUUCAUUGCUUAAUAAAGCAAUUGAGAUAUUUUUUAAAAUUGAGAAUCCAGAUGAAAUAAAUUAUGUUCUUCUAUUAAAUGCUUGUUCUCGAAUAGGAACAGAAGAAACAUUAAAUAUAGUUAAAAAAAUCUUAUUAAAUCUUCCAAAUUCUUAUCAAAAUAAUAAAAAUAUCUUGACAACUGCAUUUGAUGCAUUUAUUAAAUGUAAUGAUUUAUCAAAUGCUGAAAAGAUUUUUCCUAAAAUAAAACAAACUGUUAUCAGUUAUGGAAAUUUAAUGAAAUUUUAUAAUAAAAAUAAUCAAGAAGAAAAAACAUUAAAUUUAUAUAAACAAAUGAUAAUUGAUGAUAAUAUUCAAUUAGAUCCAAUUAUUUAUGUUCAUUUAAUAAAUGCAGCUGCUCAUAUUGGAAUUCUUUCAAUAUCAAAUUCAAUAUAUAAACAAAUUCCAAAAUGUUUUCUUCAGAAUAUUUUCAUUAAAAAUGCAUUAAUUGAUAUGUGGGGAAAAUCAGGUGAUAUUAAGAAAGCAAAAGAUAUAUUUCAAUCAUUAACUAAACCAGAUACAAUUGGAUAUACAUCAAUGAUUAAUUCAUAUGGUUUAAAUGGAAUGGCUAUUGAAGCAAUUGAACUUUUCAAUAAAACUCCUGAAGAAUUUAUUUUAGAAGAAACUUGUGUUUCUAUUUUAAAUGCAUGUUCACAUGCAGGACUUGUUGAUCAUGCUCGAUCAAUAUUUAAUAAUAUUAACAAUAAAACAGACAAAAUUUAUACGACAAUGGUUGAUUGUCUUAGUCGUUCAUCUCUUUUUGAAGAAGCACUAAAAUUAAUUGAUCACUAUGAAUCUGAUCAUUCACCUUCACCAACUAUGCUUAUGUCAUUAUUAUCUGCUGCUCGAAAUAGAAAAAAUAAAGAAUUAUCAGAAAAAAUCUUUAAUCGUAUAAAAGGAAAUUUUCCAGAACUUAAAAAUCGUUUAAUAUCAGCUUCAAUUCUCCUUUCUAAUGUUUAUGCAUCAAUCGGUGAAAUAAAAAAAUCAUCAAACAUUAGGAAUAAAUUAUAUCAACAAGGUUUAAGAAAAAUAAGUGGUCUUUCUUUUACUGAAAUCAAUGGUAAAAUAUUUAAAUUUCGUGCUCAUGAUCAAACUCAUCCUCGUUCGAAAGAAAUCUAUGAUGAAGUUCAAAAAAUCUCGAAAGAAUUAAUUGAAUAUGGUCAUCAAUAUGACGCAAGUUGGAUAACAAGAGGAUUGAAUGAAAACGAAACAAUUGAAUCAAAUCUUUGUGGACAUAGUGAAAGACUCGCAAUAGCAUGGAAUUUUAUUGAAAAUCCAAAUAUUAGAAGAAUUCAAAUAACAAAAAAUCUUCGUAUUUGUGGAGAUUGUCGUAUGUAG
Adineta steineri is the source of this 2070-nucleotide messenger RNA. The record is from the annotation of a GenBank genome assembly. Lineage: Eukaryota; Metazoa; Rotifera; Eurotatoria; Adinetida; Adinetidae.